Amphiprion ocellaris (clown anemonefish) is the source of this 2239-nucleotide messenger RNA. It is a transcript of the gene tdg.1, whose product is annotated as thymine DNA glycosylase, tandem duplicate 1. Gene Ontology annotation, biological process: base-excision repair, AP site formation. Lineage: Eukaryota; Metazoa; Chordata; Actinopteri; Pomacentridae. The record is from RefSeq and is a predicted model, not a curated record. Gene Ontology annotation, molecular function: mismatch base pair DNA N-glycosylase activity. The transcript has 11 exons. Bases 154 to 1500 code for a protein of 448 amino acids. Gene Ontology annotation, cellular component: nucleus.
CAAAGUUGAGCGGUGGGGUUGUCAUGUCUUUGUUGCCUGUGUAGCACCUCAAAUGUUGUGAAUAGAAGUGCGGGGUAAAUGGAAAAAUAACCGCUAUCUUCACAGAAGAAAAAAAAAUCAAACACUGCCCAUAACAGUCAAACCACCCAAAAGAUGGAAGAAAAGCUGAAUGGAUCACUGCCGGUUGUCUCCCCAGAGUAUCUUCAUCAGUGGGUUCAGUCUGCCCAGCAGUUUCAGGCUCUCCAGGCCCAAUACUCAAACUUCAGCCGCAACCAUCAGUUCCACUACCCAGAGAAUCAGCCUGGAGAGGCAGACAUGGCGAAUCCAGAACCCAUGAUGGAUCAGCAGGAACCAGCCAACCUGACAAAACCCCCAGCCAAAAAGAGAGGCAGACCAGCUCAGCCCAAGGAACCAAAGGCACCCAAACCGCCAAAAGUCCCCAAGGCAGCAAAGCCACCUAAGGACCCAAAUGCACCUAAAGCAAAACCAGGUCCAAAGCCUAAGAAGGCCACUGAACCUCCAGCUGAUGGCAAACAGGAAAAGAUUGAUGAGACCUUCAAGAAGGUAAAGAGGAAAGUGGACCGUUUCAAAGGAAUGUCGGAGGAAGAGGUCAUGAAGAAGACUCUGCCAGAUCUGCUGGACUACAACCUGGACUAUGUCAUUAUUGGUAUUAAUCCAGGCCUGAUGGCAGCUUUCAUUGGACGAUGGUUCCCAGGUCCUGGAAAUCAUUUUUGGAAGUGCCUGUUUCUCUCUGGAUUUACUGAGGAGCAACUCAACCACAUGCAUGACAGCACCCUGCCUGCUAAGUACAAAAUGGGCUUCACCAACAUGGUAGCCAGGGCAACACCAGGAAGCAAAGACCUUUCAAGCAAAGAGCUGCGUGAAGGAGGCAAAAUUCUCGUGGAGAAGUUGAAAAAGUACAAGCCCCUUAUUGCAGUGUUUAAUGGAAAAUGCAUCUAUGAAAUGUUCUGCAGAGAGCUGUUUGGCAAAAAACCCAAAACUCUUGAAUUUGGUUUACAGCCCCACAAGAUUCCUGACUGUGAUGUGGCUCUGUAUCUGAUGCCUUCGUCCAGCGCUCGUUGUGCCCAGUUCCCACGUGCUCAGGACAAAGUCCACUUCUACAUCAAACUGAGGGAGCUCAGAGAUCAGCUGAAGGGUGUCCAAAGAAGCACUGAGAUCCAGGAGGUUAACUACUCAUUUGACCUUAAUUUGGCCAAGGAGGAUGCCAAGAGGAUGGCGAUAAAGGAGGAGCAGUAUGAUCCAGGGUAUGAAGAUGCCUAUGGUGGAGCCUAUGCAGAACGAGGACCUGAAGAGGGCCAGGCUGACGGCAAGACAAACGGUCACUGUACAUUCUCAACUGCCGAAAACACAGAAGGAGCACAGGAAGCGACCACGUCACAGACAUCAGAAGGACAGCUACCAGACGGACAGUGGAUGACCCAGUCGUUUGCAGAUCAGAUUCCAGACAUAAGUGGUGGACCAAAGGACAGCAGCAUAUGAGGAAAAAGGCUUUGGUGUCUGUGUGUUGACACAUACAGACUUCAGCCAAGUCAGUCUUUUACCUCUUUUUGUCAGGUUUUAGAUUUUUCCUUUUUACUAGUGUCUGAGCGGAAUAUAAACACAUAGAUGGACCUUUUAGAAAUUUUGCAGAAUAUUCUUUCUGCGCAUUUUAUUUCGUUUGUGGUCUUGUAAACAUGUAUGAUCAUCUUCACGGCAGUCUUUUUAAAUAUGUGAAAUCAGGGACUUGACAAUGUUGCUUGGCUGUCUUUGGAGAAGGUCAUGUAUUUAAACAUUUGUUUUUCCUUUGUACUGUACUGUACUGUACUGCACUGUGAUGCAGUAAACGUAAACUUUUACAGCUACUGUUGUGACAGUAGAUAAACCUUCAGAUGUUAUUUUAUAGGCUUGCCUCAUCUGUGCAGCCUGUCUGAGCCUCUGUUUACAGUGAGGACUGAGCUGGCAUUAAUGUUUUACUUCCAUGGUGCUAUGAACUAACAAGAUGCAAAUUGAUCACUUGUUGAAACCAGACUCCUCAUGAUGUGUCAGAGGUCUGACAGAAUGAACCUCUGAAUCCUUUCAUUACAAUGUUACACAACUCAAAAUGAGUUUAUUUUAAUCUUUUAUCACUUUUUUGAAUUAGGGAUUUUAGAAUUCUGCUCUGUGUUAAUGAAAAUGUCAAUCACAAGGAAUUUUAUGAAACAUUUGUCAAUUAAAAUAUCCUGAUGGUGCUUUUUCUACA